UUUCAAAGCCGUUCGAUGGCAAGACGCGGCGAUGUCACAGAGCAAUAAAGCCGCAGACCGCCGGGCUCCCCGCCGCCGCCCCCGUCCGCCUGCCACCGGCGCCGCUCGCAAGUUGGCGUCCUCACGAUGCCCCGCUCCACAUCAGCAUGACCAGGCCCAAAAUGGCGCAGAGGGAGCCUCUAUGUUACCGCCGAGGGCAAACAGCUUAGUCCAGUGCAGCUUUUCCCCCAAGCCAAGGUGACAUGGAAGGACAAGGGGACGGACGGCACAACGGUCCCAAUUGCUACCGUAUUCCGCUGCCCAUCGGGAACGGCGCACGCAAUAUGGAGACCCUGGGCCUGAGGGUUUUCAUUUUGAACCAGGAGAUCAUCUUCUUCGCCAACGCCAUGAUCAGGCCGCCCGACGACGACGACGACGCGCACGACGACGACGGCAACACGGAGGACAACGACGAGGACGAAAACAUCCAGGACGAAAACAUCGAGGACGAGGACAAUAUCGAAGAGGACGACGGCAACGUCGACGACGCCGACCGGGAGGAAAACGUCGAGGACAACGACAACAUCGAGGACGAGGACGAAACGGAAGACAGCGACGGCGACGCCGACGUGGAGGACAACGACGGCGACGUGGAGGACAACGACCACGGCGCCCACCCCGACUACCACGCCGACAAUCCCAACCCCAACGACGUGCACUUGAACGACGAGAACGCCGUGCUCCUCUUCCGGAUACGCGUCAGGCCGCUGCAGCACGGCGACGUCUUCGACGACAUCUUCCUCGAGUUGCGUUUGGUCAACAACGACGACUUUGACGAGAUCGACAACAACGAAGAACAGAACGGCGACGCCAACGUGGAGAACAUCGACGACGAAGACGACGGUUUCGAAAACAACAACAGUGACGACCAAGACCGGAGCUUCCGCGACGACGACGCCGCCUUGGAAGACGGCGACUGUCGCGACGACGAGGGCUUUGAAGACAUCGACCACGAGCGCCAAAACCUCCGCGACGGCGGCGUCGUCGGGGCCGUCGCCGACGAGGAGAGGAAGGAUCCGGUGGGCCCCGAAGUCUCGGACGAUCCUCUGCCCGGACCGUCGGGGGAGAGUUCCGUCCAGGACCGGGACGACGCCGACGGGGGCAAACAAUUCCAGUGGUGGGACGAGUCCAAUUCCGACACUUUUUCCGACAACUCGGGCGAAGAAGAGGACCGGCCCGACCGCCGCGACGCCUCCAAGCGGCGGUCGAGCGACGACGUGGAUUGGCAAGACGACAGAGGGGGGGGCAAGAAAACCCGCAAGAAGAACUUCCUGUCCAACUCGGAGGACGAGGACUUUGGCCGUCGCUCGAGCGAGCGGGACGCCGACCGGGAAUCGUCCAGGAAGAGGCGGCGCGGAGAGGGAGGAGCGCCGUGCGAAACGGGAAGCGACCAGAAGCGUUUUCGACACGACGACGCCUCUGACAGCGACUCGGACGACGCCCGGCCCGAGCCUCGGAGGACCGCCGCCCCCCCGGACGGCUCGCGAGACCACCGGGAGGACCGAAGCGCGGACGGCCGGAGAGAUUUUGCGCCCUCGCGAUCCACGAGCCCAGCGGGGAGAAUUCCGCCCGUCGCUCGGAAUCGCUGAUUUGAUGGCGGCUCGGAGCGGUCGAGGCCGAAGUGACGUGCGCCGCGACCG
Molecule: messenger RNA, 1679 nt
Organism: Hippocampus comes (tiger tail seahorse)
Lineage: Eukaryota; Metazoa; Chordata; Actinopteri; Syngnathiformes; Syngnathidae
Product: protein PFC0760c-like
Exons: 3
Coding region: 243-1628 (461 amino acids)
Source: RefSeq, a predicted model, not a curated record